Mytilus californianus (California mussel) is the source of this 4146-nucleotide messenger RNA. Its product is annotated as dipeptidyl peptidase 9-like. The transcript is spliced from 20 exons. Gene Ontology annotation, biological process: proteolysis. The record is from RefSeq and is a predicted model, not a curated record. Gene Ontology annotation, molecular function: serine-type peptidase activity; dipeptidyl-peptidase activity. The coding region runs from base 230 to 2755 and encodes 841 amino acids. Lineage: Eukaryota; Metazoa; Mollusca; Bivalvia; Mytilida; Mytilidae.
UGUGCCCAAAUAUAGCAUAUUGAGAAAGAUGCAUUAGGAAGUUUUUUAAAGAGAUUUUCUGAUAGAUAACAUCUUAAAUUCGCAGAUAGUUGCAUAAUCUUCAAAUAUGUGUUUAAAUAUUCACGUUGUGAAAAAAAGUGGCUGUGAACCCGGAAAUAUUUUUCAGUCCGUAGUGUUGAAUAUGUCAGAAACCCACCAGUAGAGUAAAUACUUACCUAUACUAUUUGCCAUGGCAACAGAAAUGAUGAUGGACUCUAGUGAUUUAGCAACUUCUGAUUCACCGAAGCAUAAACAACCAACAGCACCCAGAUCCUGGGACAUGCUACGUCAUGAUAUCAAGCAGAAAAGAAAACUUUUGUUGACACUAGCCAGCAGAGUACCCAGUAGCUUCACCUUUAGAACUGUGGACACUCAACUUGGACCCCAUACCCGACUUUAUUUCCUGGGAAUUCCACAGAAUUGUAGAGAGAACACGCUUUUAUAUGUAGAUAUACCAAAGGCAACAACAGAAAUUGUCCCAGGAUUGCAAUGGAAAAAUCUUCUUGAUUCUUUCCAGGCAUCUUUAAGUAAUGGUCAACUUUCCAGAGAAGAGCAGUUGUUACGUGAAAGAAAAAGACUAGGAACAUAUGGUGUAACAUCAUAUGACAUGUCUGAUGGGAAGUUUGUAUUCCCAGCAUGCAAUAGUCUGUUUACAUGUAUAGAUUCAAAUGUAUUGUCAGAAGAAACAGUAUUACCAUUAUUUAUCAAUACCAGCACGACAGGAGCCAGGCUAGAUCCUAAACUGUGUCCUAAGAAUACUGACUUAGUAGCUUUUGUACAUUGUAAUGAUAUUUGGGUGACUAACACAGUUACACAUCAAGAAUGCCGACUUACAUUUGCACACAAAGGUUUAAGUAGUCUGUCUGCUGACCCUAUGACAGCAGGUGUUCCAUCCUUUGUUGUGCAGGAAGAGUUUGACAGGUAUACAGGUUAUUGGUGGGAACCAGAUACCAAAAAAUCAAACCAUUAUAGAAUUUUAUAUGAGGAAGUUGAUGAAUCAGAAGUAGAAAUUCUCAGUAUUUUCUCUCCAUCUGAUGUCAAAGGUGUUGAUGAAUACAGGUAUCCCAGGGCAGGUACUAUUAAUGCCAGGAGUUCAUUAAAACUAGUGGAGUUUGUAAUUGGAGAAGAUGAUCAGAUACAAGAUAAUAUUAUAGAAAAACAGUUAUAUGAACCAUUAUGUACAUUCUUCCCAUGGAUGGAGUACAUAGUAAGGACAGGCUGGACACCUGAUUGUAAAUAUGUAUAUGCACAGUUGAUGAAUCGUCCACAGAUGCGUCUUUCGUUAAUUCUCAUUCCUAUGGAAUGUUUUAUUCCUGUUGCCAUGGAUACAGAUGUUGAGAUGUCAGACUAUGACUACAACAUGAACUAUCCCCCUUUACAAGUGAUAUAUGAAGAUUUUUCGGAUGUUUGGGUUAAUGUCCAUGAUAAUCUUCACUUUUUACCAUCCCAGAGUUGUUCAGAAGUAAUGUUUGUUUGGUCCACUGAAAAAUCAGGGUACCGACAUUUGUACAAAGUUACCUCAAAGCUGAAAAACUGUGAUAAUUACAAAAGUGCUUUAGAUUUGAUUGAGGAUGUUUUAGAACCAGAUAUAAUAGAGGAAAUUCCCUUAACAAGUGGUGAUUGGGAGGUUAUAAAUAAACAGAUCUGGGUUGACACAGACAAGAAAGUCGUAUAUUUUAUUGGUUUAAAAGAUUCUGUAUUAGAAACACAUUUAUAUAGUGUAUCAUACGACAAUCCAAAGAAUGUAGUACGGUUGACUGAAGAAGGAUUUUCUCAUAAUAUAACCAUUAGUUCGGAUUGUAGCUAUUUUGUGACAGUUUAUAGUUCUAUACAACAAACAUCAAUGAGUAAGAUAUUCCGGCUGUGUCAUGGAAGAAGGGGAAUUGUUUACACAGAAACUCUUGGCACUCUGAUGUUAUCAACAGCAUGCCCUGAGUAUCAGGCCCCAAAGUUGUUCAAUUUUGACAGUACUUGUGGAUACAAGUUACAUGGGCUAUAUUAUGAACCUUAUGGAUGUGAACCUGGAGAAAAGAGGCCUACUGUAGUCAUGGUGUAUGGUGGGCCUCAAGUUCAACAAGUUACAAAUGCUUUCAAAGGAGUUAGGUUUUUGCGACACCAUACCUUAGCAACGCAUGGAUACACAGUUGUAGUUAUAGAUGGACGUGGAUCCUGCCAUAGAGGACUAAAAUAUGAAAGCUACAUAAAACAUAAACUGGGAACAGUAGAAUUAGACGAUCAGAUUGAAGGCUUGCGGUACCUAGCAUCCAUUGUAGAUUUUAUAGAUUUAGACAGAGUAGCUAUUCAUGGAUGGUCUUAUGGUGGAUAUUUAUCUUUACUUGGUUUAGCCAAACAUCCAAAUGUAUUUAAAGUAGCAAUAGCAGGGGCACCAGUGGUCAGUUGGAACCUUUAUGACACGGGGUAUACAGAAAGAUAUAUGAACAUUCCUGAACAAGAAGAUGAGAAUUAUAGAGAUAGUUCUAUUUUAACUUAUGUUGACAGAUUCCCUGAUAUAGAAAACCGACUUCUGAUAAUCCAUGGUUUGAUUGAUGAGAAUGUCCAUUUUCACCAUACAAGUACACUUGUUAAUGCAUUGAUAAAGGCUUGUAAACCCUAUCAAUUACAGAUAUAUCCCAAUGAAAGACAUGGAAUACGGAACCACGAAGCGAGUGAACAUUAUAAAACCAUGAUUCUCAGCUUUCUUCAAAAUAAUUUGUAACUGUCCAUAAUCGGUCAUCAGUACUGAAUCUCAAUCUAUUGAUUUAUUGCAGAGGCAAUCAUUUAAUUUCAAAAGUGGAUUCAUUUGCAAAAUUCAAAUCCAAAGCCAAAAAUUUAUUAGUUCAUAUUGUUUGCUGAUGAAAUCAACAUGGAAAAUUUAUAAAAGAACACUGCAGAUAUCUGUUAUAGCCUGAUUUUUAUUUAUCAAUACCAGUCUAUUGAAAUAGGUGACAAUGGUGAAAUAGGCAUCAUAGAUACUAGAUAGUAUGGAAGCCAAUCUUGCUGACUGCUUGAUGAUAUAUAGUCAUAAGUUCAUAUCCUUUCAUUAGAUAUAAAAUUCCUUGAUUUUUAAGUGAAAUGAAUUUUAAAUCUCUUGUGCCCUAGAAUUUUUUAAUGCCCAUUACAAAUUGAUAUAUAAAAAUUUUAACAUGAAGUUUUAAUGUUCAUUUUUCAUUGUUUGAGGGGAAAAUUUUCAUUAGUAUAAAUGAUGACUUCAUUAGCUUAUUAAUAGUAAUAAUACAGUACUGUAGAGAAUUGAAAAUAGAGUUAGUUAUCUAUGAUUUCACUGCAGUCAAAAACAAUGAAAUUAAGAGAAUAAAUCCUCAUAGAAUCAUUUGAUACAGAAAGCAUAAAACAAAAGCUGUUAUAUACAUAAGGGAACUAUAAAAAUCAACAGAACAUUCAAACUUUAAUAUAAACCGUUCCAAGAAGACUUUUUUUAAAUCUACUCUAUUUUUUCAUGUAAUGAUAUUUUAAUGAAAAGCUCAAAUUUCAUUACUCUAGCCUCAUUUUUUAGCAAUUUGUAUGUUACAAAUAUGAGUAUAAAUAAAAAUUACAUUUUGAAGUAAUUUAUAUUCAAUCGAAGGUGCAUUUAAUAAGCAAUAAGCAAAACUUUUAAAUUGGAUUAAUCUCUUUUAGUUUAAUAUAUGUACUGUUUUAAGUAUGUAAAUAUUACUAUCAAUGCAUACUUGGUUAAUAGUAUUUUCUAUUAUAACAAACCAAGUCUCUGAGGUAAAAUAAAACCAAAAUACGCACCACAUAAAUUAAUCUUCUUCAUAUAUUUUUAGCAAAAUAAGAAAAUGCUAAUAGUAAAUAUAUAAAACUCAAAACCAUUAACUAAUAACUUAUUUUAACUGGCAAUCAUUUGUUUCAAGAAGUGCUUAAUUCAUUGCAUAUAAGAGGUAGACCUUGGUUAUUAAUGGAGAAAAUUCUUUAAAUCUGUAAGGCGUUUGUUAUUUUGACCUAAGUAUACCUCCUAACCAGACUGCUUACUGUGUAUAAUGUGGCAUUUUGUAGGUAUAUACUGUGAACUAUUACUGUGAUAUUUGUUGAUAUACUUGCAUGAAUUGUCAUUUAUUUUAAUGAAUGAUGUUUUAAUAAAACUGUUAUCUG